ACUCGGUCUACACAGGUUUCUGAUACAGUUUUGUGGGUUUGGGUAUACCGCUUCAUUUGGUGUCUAUGAAGAUUUUUAUACCCAACAUUACCUGACGAAUGAGACGUCGUCUGCUAUAUCAUGGAUCGGGAGCAUGAGCGCAUUUUUAAUAACUGCUUUGGGCCUCGUGUCAGGUUUACUGCACGACCGAGGGUAUUUUCACCAUCUCAUGAUUGUCGGAUCGUUUUUGCAGAGUUUCUGCCUAUUCAUGUUGUCUUUGUCGAAACCCGAUCAGUACUACCAGAUAUUUAUCUCUCAAGGCUUAGGCUUGGGUAUCGCAACAGGGCUCAUGCAUAUCCCUAGCAUAGCUGUAGUCUCGCAUCAUUUCCGACGAAGACGCACGCUGGUUAUGACGUUCGUCGCUGCGGGUUCAUCCCUAGGUGCCAUCAUCCAUCCGAUCAUGCUCAAUAACCUCCUCAACGGCCCUGUUGGCUUCGCCAAUGGCAUCCGUGCAAGCGCAGGGUUGAUCAGCUUAUUUCUCUUAACUGCAUGUCUGUGCAUGCGAACUCGCCUUGAUCCCCCGGCGACACCGGUGAACUGUAUUGUAGUAGGUAGAAAAUGUAUUCACGACAUACCAUUUAUUCUCCUGAUAGCAGGGGGCUUUCUUUUCCAAGUCGCUUUCUUUUACCCAUUAUUCUUCUUUCAACUCGACACUAUCAAGCACGGUAUCAGCAUUAACUUCUCGUUUUACUCUCUAGUGAUUCUAAAUGGGCAUUCACGGGUGUUCAUGAACUUAACCAUAAUGUCGUCGAUUUCGUGCGGUGUGCUCAUUUUGGGUAUGAUUGGGUUGAGUAGCCUGGCUAGCGUCGUUGUGCUUGGCGUGCUUUAUGGCUAUUUUGCAGGGCUGAACACAGCGAUGGGGGCUCCACUCAUAGCUACUUUAACGCCUGACCUCUCUGAGCUUGGUGCGCGGAUGGGCAUCUGUCUCUUUAUUCUUGGAUUCGGAAGUUUGAUUGGAACACCUAUAUCCGGCGCUCUGCUAACGUCGCAUUAUACCUGGUGGAUACCGGGUCUGUUCUCUGGGAUAGUUUCACUGACUGGUACCAUGGUUUUUAUCAUCAUGCGAUAUAUGUUUCUCAGAAGGCAGCGCGUCUUAG
Molecule: messenger RNA, 1136 nt
Organism: Suillus subalutaceus
Lineage: Eukaryota; Fungi; Basidiomycota; Agaricomycetes; Boletales; Suillaceae
Product: MFS general substrate transporter
Exons: 15
Cellular component (GO): fungal-type vacuole membrane
Source: RefSeq, a predicted model, not a curated record